CCGAUCCCACUCCCGGCUUCGGCCACCAAGCCCAAGCGGGCCAGGGCGGCGCGGCGGCCAGCAGCCCACCCCACCUACUCGGAUAUGAUCACGGCAGCCAUCCGGGCAGACAAGAGCCGCGGUGGGUCAUCCCGCCAGUCCAUCCAGAAGUACGUGAAGAGCCACUACAAGGUGGGCCAGCACGCUGACGUCCAGAUCAGGCUCGCCAUCCGGCGCCUGCUCCGCGCUGGAGUCCUCAAGCAGACCAAAGGUGUCGGUGCCUCCGGCUCCUUCCGCCUGGCUAAGGCCAGCAAGGCGAAGAGGUCCCCGUCCAAGAAGAGAAAGAAGGCGGCCAGGAGAUCCACAUCACCCCGGAAAGCGGCUAAGUCCAGGAGAGCCAAGUCACCGGUAAAGAAGCCCAAAUCUGCUGCCAGGAAAGCCAGGAAGAAGUCGAGGUCCAGCCCGAAGAAAGCCAAGAAGCCAAAGACUGUUAAGGCGAAGUCGCUGAAGGCGUCCAAACCUAAGAAGGCAAAGCGGUCGAAAUCCAGAGCCAAGUCCAGCGCCCGGAAAUCGCCCAAGAAGAAGUGAGAAGUCUAGAGGCGUUUCGGUACUCUCCCCAUUGGUUCUGUAAAUAGCUGUUGCCUU
Messenger RNA from Acanthisitta chloris (rifleman), 624 nucleotides. Its product is annotated as histone H5. Gene Ontology annotation, cellular component: nucleosome. The record is from RefSeq and is a predicted model, not a curated record. The transcript has a single exon. Bases 85 to 567 code for a protein of 160 amino acids. Gene Ontology annotation, biological process: nucleosome assembly. NCBI's taxonomy places the organism in Eukaryota, Metazoa, Chordata, Aves, Passeriformes, Acanthisittidae. Gene Ontology annotation, molecular function: structural constituent of chromatin; DNA binding.